This is a messenger RNA of Prorocentrum cordatum, 364 nucleotides long. NCBI's taxonomy places the organism in Eukaryota, Dinophyceae, Prorocentrales, Prorocentraceae. The record is from the annotation of a GenBank genome assembly.
GAGCUGGAACGGCGAGGUCUACGCCGGUUGCGAGGGGGUUCUCGCUUUCUACGAGGCGGCCCACAUAGACCCGUUCGUCCCCCGGCACGACUUCUUCAAGUCGGAGCCUCCCAGGGACGUCGCGCGCUUCAAUGACUUCCAGACGGUGAUGCUGCAUCCGCCGUAUUCUUUCUUAUUGGGGUUCAACAAGGUGGACACCCUCGACGAGGUUCGCAUAGGGGAGGACCACUACGCGCGGAGGCUGGAGGUGGACGGACGCCCCUUCACGUUCACGUUCGGGAUGAGGCGGCAGUACAGCCGCUGGGGGGUGGACUUCCUGCUGGUGGAGAGCGAGCAGGCAAUACCCAGGCUAGCUCAAGCAUGA